CAACGCUCGACUGAGCCGUCUUCCACUCCUUUGAUCUUUGUUUUCUCUGCUGUUCUGCUUGGGGGAUAUGGGACUCAACACUUUCACGGCGGCCGUGCAUAUUACGCCAGUCGUCAUCAAGACUUUCCUUGCUCAUUCGAAACGCAAGGGGAAGAAAUUUAUUGACGGUGAUGCAGAGGUUGCUACGGACGACAUCUUCUUCGACGAGGCUUUCCAUAUUGUCAAAGCUUUCUUGGAUUUGGGGACAUACAACACGAUCGAGUCUUUCCAGGCCUUCACGAACACCCAUGUACCUGCCCCCCCAUGGGCCGCCGUCGCGCCCGUCGUCGUCCCCCUCAAGUCAUGCAACCGCGCCGCAGAUGUCCUUAUUGACUGGUUCGGCCCGGAAGACCUCGAGGCCGUUGUGGGGGGCGAGAGGUGGUGGCAGGUCCGCGGCCUAGACGGGAUCGAGGCGGAGUGGGUCACGGAGAAGGAGUAUCUGUCGGCUGAUGUGCCUGGUGGGGGAAAGAAGAACAAGAAGGAUGCGGCGAGUAAUACCAUCAAGCAGAUGGAGCAUCUGGAAACUGUUAUGCUCUACGUGCCUGGAGGGGGCUAUUUCUUCGGUUCUAUCAAUACCCACAGGUAUCAGGUUAUUCGAUAUGCCAGGAAGAUGAAAGGUCGAGCGUUCGUGACCAAUUACCGUAAAGCUCCACAAUACCCCUGGCCCUGCCCUCUGCACGACGUCCUGGCAUCUUACCUCUACCUUAUCGAACCCCCCGAGGGCGCCCCCCACAAGCCCGUCCAUCCGAGUAAGAUCGUCUUCGCAGGCGACUCCGCCGGCGGCGGGCUCUGCGUCGCCGCACUGACAGUCAUCCGCGACAUGGGCCUGCCCAUGCCUGCCGGCGCGGUGCUCAUCAGCCCCUGGGUCGACCUCACGCACAGCUUUCCCAGCGUCAUGCAGAACAUGCCUACUGAUAUUAUACCUGCGCAUGGGUUCAUGGCGAAGCCGUCGCUGGUGUGGCCGGUCGCGCCCGUGCCCCCGCCGGAGGGGCGGGUCAUCCGGACGAGGACCAACCCGCCGCCGAAGCCGGGACAUGCGGAUGAUUUGAAGAGGGACGAGGGGGGUAGUGGGGAGGGGCGUCCGGAUGGCGAGGUCGAGUCGCAGAGGGAGAUGGUGGCUUCUGGGGAUGAUAUGGUGUCGCCUUCGCCGGUGCCUGCGGAGCAGCGGACGGGAACGGGGCAGGUAGGGGAACAUGCUGAGGAGGGAGCCAAGGACGACGCCUCUGGUAGUGCUAAUGGGCAAUCUCCUACGGAGGCAAAUACGAGUUCCCAAGCGCCUGGCCGCCGGAGUUCUGAAGGGGAGACACGGCGGGACACGUCAAGUGUUCACACAUAUAACACCGACUUGAUGGAGCCCUCCCCGCCGAAAGUCCUUAUGCACAACCCCGACGAGACGCCCCUCGAGCUCCGCGCGCAAAUCCAGAUAUACGCUACGAACGAGCAGCUCACGCACCCGCUGGUGUCACCGAUCCUCCAGGGCUCCCUGGGGAACCUUUGCCCGCUGUAUAUCCUGGUGGGGGACGGGGAAGUUUUGAGAGAUGAGGGUGUGUAUUUGGCCCAUCGGGCGGCGCACCCGGAUGAGUACCCUGUGAGGCAUGGGGUGCUCAAGGCGGGGAGAAGGCAGAAGGAGAACGCGGAGAAGUAUCGCACGCCGACGAAGGUCCAUUUGCAGGUGUAUGAUGGAAUGUGCCAUGUCUUAACGGUCUUCACCUUCACGGACAGCGCCAAGUACGCAUAUCGUUCUAUUUCGCAAUUUAUUCGGCAUGUCACCAUCCGAUCGGAAGAAGAGGUCGCGAAUAACGCGUUCCCCGAGCUGCACAAGCCUCCUACAGAAGUUUCCCUUGGCGACGGUGAUUCCGACGACUUCCACAGCCGACGACCCCGUCUGGGAGAAUUGAGGGGGAAAACACCAAAGGAAGCCCUAGACAAAGUUAGGUCGACGGUAGACACCCCGACGGAGUUUGAGCUGUUUGAUCAUAAUAAGGCGAUGGCGACAAAGGAGGUGAAUAAGGGACAGGCGGACUUCGUUCCUGGUGCGUCAGAGGUGGAGGAGGCGUUGCGGAAGGUCGCCCAGGGCGAGGAGGAUGUACCAGACGUUCUGAUGAUCCGGGAACGCGUCGAUAUACACGGGAAAGUGAGGGCUAUGGAGCCGAGGGAAGAAGUCGAAGCGCUCAAGCUGAAGCCGUCGGAAAUCGGGGUGAUCAAGGAGGACCCCUGUAGGCGGUGGUUGACAGGGCAGGAACUCUGGGAUAAGAAGUUCAGGCGUCAGGCGAUCGGCGUUGUGCGACGGAGGCGCAAGUACGAGGCGAGGGCCGAGGAAAUGCUGGCGAAUGCCAGGGCGCAGGGUCUCCAACUGGCUGAGGAUGGGUCUGUGGUGAACUUGGCGGUGUCGCCUUCGAGGUUGUCAAUCCCGCCGGAACACCGCGAGAUGCAGUCUGAGCGUCGGUGGGGUCCCUUGGACUUGGAGCGGGAGACCCCGCCGCCGAGUGCAAUCUGCAAGAGACGGGAUACGCCUGAAGCGCUUGCGCUCAUCAAGAAGAGUAUAUACUACUCGGCGCCGUCUACCCACAGGACGAUGCCUAAGCUGAAGGUGUCGGACGCAGUGAGGGCUGCUUUUGACCCCAACGAUCACCCGACCCACGCUCCGCGGCAAUCCGUGUCGGAACAACAACUGACGCAACGGGCGCCCAUCCACGGUUUGUCCAUCUGGACUGCAAUUUUGACCAUCUUCAUGCGGAAGAGUUCACAGAAAGCGCGGGACGGGCGGGAUAAGGCGAAGCAUGUCGCGAAGAGCGCGCACGGGAAACUCCCGUCACCGUCUUCGUCGUAGACCGAAUGUGAUCUCAGGCGGGCGUCACAUAUAUAGAGGACUCAAGAUCUAAGGAGGACAGUAUGGUCUAUAUAAUAUUAAUCUAGUCGGUGAGCAUCAGUUCUGUUGAUGUACAGCGGGAAAUUUCUGCGGUCUUGGAUACGAUAUCAUAUCACUCGC
Gloeophyllum trabeum ATCC 11539 is the source of this 3028-nucleotide messenger RNA. Its product is annotated as alpha/beta-hydrolase. Bases 68 to 2869 code for a protein of 933 amino acids. NCBI's taxonomy places the organism in Eukaryota, Fungi, Basidiomycota, Agaricomycetes, Gloeophyllales, Gloeophyllaceae. The transcript is spliced from 18 exons. Gene Ontology annotation, molecular function: hydrolase activity. The record is from RefSeq and is a predicted model, not a curated record.